Molecule: messenger RNA, 1912 nt
Organism: Sitophilus oryzae (rice weevil)
Lineage: Eukaryota; Metazoa; Arthropoda; Insecta; Coleoptera; Curculionidae
Product: zinc finger matrin-type protein 1-like
Exons: 3
Coding region: 534-1109 (191 amino acids)
Source: RefSeq, a predicted model, not a curated record
AUUGGUUUUAACAAAUAUGCCGAAGGAUCGUCACUGAAUAUAUUGCCAAAAAAGUUAAAAAUAGUGUCCUGACGUCGCGUCUGGACAUAACAGAGUUUAUUCUCAGUAUCGUAGCAAGCAUAAGAAAUAAAACACGAUAAUCAUAGAAAUUAGUAAUUACUUAAUUUUAUAAACGACAAAUAUAAGUUAUUGUGUUUAUAAUACGAAUGUAUACAUUUCGGGUUGGAAAUAAAACUGAUAGUAAACGUGGUUGAGACUUGAAACAGUAACGCCACUGUUUAACGUUUAAAAUCCGAAAAAAUCUAAUUAUCUCACUUUCAAACACCUUUUAGUUUAUUUUGAGUUUUCCUGGAGAAUAGUAAACCUUCGCUUAACGUUCUCAAGUUAAAUAUAAAGAAAUCUGUCUAAAAAUAUCUCUGGCACAAAUCAGUUAACUUAAGAGAUUCGCAGGACAAAUAUGAUAGUUAUUAAAAUUUACAUUUGUUUCUGUAUGUUUAAUAUGACUCGUUAUCAAGUGGAUAUCUAAUUAAUAAAUGAUGAAAAUUACUAUAUUGUACGGAAUUAUCAUAUCUUUGGUAAUAUUAAACUCGGUGCGUGGAGACAAGAGGUGGAAGAAUAACGAUGAAAAUAAUUUGACAAAUAAUGAAAAAAGUCCGACGAAGAAAAAAUUGCGCAGUGAAGAUCAAAUAGUAAAACAUAGCAAUAAUGACGAACCAAAUCAAAAACGAUUUAUCGGCAGAAUAGAGCAUGGAAAAGUUAAGGUGUUAAGAAGAAAAAGUGAAAAUGAAAAACAUGCAAAAGCAAAUAGAAACGAAGAUGAAUUUUGUAGAAACGAAAACGACAAAAAUGUAGAUUGUACGGUGGAUAGUGAUAAUGAUGAAAGUAGUUCCAGCGAAGAGUUAACAAAACCCAAAAGAAAAAUAAAAUACAGUAUUAAAUUUCAACACGAAAAACAGAAAAAGAAGCAAUUUAACGGCGACGUCAGUAUUAUGAGACUGCACAAGAAUGAAAGAAAAUACAGCAAAUAUGAAAAGGAUGAGGAUUCCAUGGAAGAAGAUGAGAGCCCUAUUAAAAAAAGAUUUAAUUUCUUAGAAGAUGAGGAGGAUUGAGCCUUUAUAAAAUGUUAGAAAAAAAAUAUAUAAAAUAGUUAUUCAAAAUGCGAUGAUUUUAUUGCCAUUUAUAAUAUACUAUUAUAUACCACUUAUUCGAAGUUCUGUGCAUUAUACAAAAUAGGCAACCAGUAAAUCUAGCUACAAAUAUGGAAAAAGAAAUAAUUUAUUUAUCAAGACUUUCAUGUUUUAAUAAUAGAUUCGAUUCAAAUAGUGUAGUUUUUCUAAAGCCUUUUCAAUAUCCAGACUACAUUAUUCAAACAAAUGUUCUGUGAGUGAAACAUACAGUACCAUGUCCAUCAUAAUUUUGACUGCAGCAAUUACUGCUACUUUACUAAGACUGCAUGUUUCUCUAAUCUAUUUUCUUAUACUGGUCUCAAAGAAAGCUGUUUGAUAUGUAUGAUCUUGCAAUUCAUUUCGUCAUUAUCAAGGAAUUAAAAUUAAAUAAAGAGUAAAAACUACAAAAAAUUAGUUACAGAUAUAAAUUAAUCUAUAAUUAAUCAUUAAUAAUUUAACAAAGCAUUUUAUUACCAUUGCCCACAUGUCAGUAUAUUAACAUAAAUAAUUAGGCUUUCACAUAUAUAAAGAAUGGAACCUGCAGGUACAUUUAGUUAUCUGCAGGUACAUUCUAUGCUAUGUAGUAGAACUUGUUAACGAUUUAAUCAUAUUACUGCUGUAAUUUAUAAAAAUAUCAGUUAUAUUAUAAUAUAAACAUUACAUAUUUAUUAAAAUGUAAAUAAACCGAUUAUAAAUUAGGAUCUAAACUUAUGUCUGAUAUCUAAUAAUAAAGUGAGGUUAAUCUA